Messenger RNA from Aspergillus chevalieri, 855 nucleotides. RefSeq names its product class I SAM-dependent methyltransferase. NCBI's taxonomy places the organism in Eukaryota, Fungi, Ascomycota, Eurotiomycetes, Eurotiales, Aspergillaceae. The transcript has a single exon. The coding region runs from base 1 to 855 and encodes 284 amino acids. The record is from RefSeq and is a predicted model, not a curated record.
AUGACCUUCAUGGGUAUCGGCAUGCUCACCAUAAGCACUUACUGCGGUUUUCUCUACGCCUCGUAUACCCGUCAAGUGAACCAAUCGCAAUCUCUCACCGUCCCGCAAGAUGUCUCAGACCGCUACAACCACACAGCGGCCACCUUCGACGCCGACGUCGACAUGUCAGAGAGGCUGAUGCGACUGGGCCGAAAACGACACGAUCUUAUUCAGAUGGCGAAAGGGAAUGUGCUCGAGGUCAGCUGCGGUACUGGCCGGAACCUGGCGUACUAUGAUCUGAGCCAGAUGCAGGGGCAGGGACAGGGGGUGGUGGAGCGCGGACAGGGACCAGGACAGGGGCUGUUGAAAGGCUGUCGCUCCGUCACGUUUAUCGACCUCAGCCCGCAGAUGGUGGAGGUUACACGGCAGAAGUUUGAGAGGAUGCAUCCACGGUCCAUGCAGAGGGUGAGUUUUGCCGUGGCAGACGCGGGUGCCGUCAAUCCAUCAGUGGCAGGCGCUGCUGCAGCUGCUGCAAGCGCAGGAGUAGCCACACCGCGCUAUUUCGACACAAUCGUUCAGACAAUGGGUCUCUGUUCAAUGCCAGAUCCGGUGGGCACGCUGCGGCAUCUGGGCUCUAUCACGGAGCCACAGCACGGGCGGAUUCUCCUCCUCGAACAUGGCCGGUCAUAUUAUGACUGGUUGAACCGGAUGCUCGAUAACUUGGCCCCUGCACAUGCGGAUCGGCACGGGUGCUGGUGGAAUCGGGAUAUCGGGAAGAUCGUACGGGACAGCGGGCUAGAGGUUGUGGAGGAGAAGAGGUGGCAUUUUGGGACGACAUGGCGCUAUGUGCUGAGGCCGAGGCCGAAGUCGGGUUGA